AUGGCAGUGCACACACUGUCGAACGCGGACGGCACCGAUGGCGACGAAUCAGCCAUUGCUGGCCAGGGCAGCGACGUUGAAGAUGAGAAGAUGGUGGAGAACAUUCAAGGACUGGCCCAAGAACUGCAAGACAUGAUUUUCGCCUACCUUUACGAAGCUCCUGCUUUCGUGACCAUCACUAGGAACUACCAACCACCUGUCGCGCUCCAGCUGAGCCGCAAAAUUCGAGAGCAGUUCGCGGAAGACUACUACAGCACCAAGACCUUUGAGUUCAAAUUUAUCAGUGAAGCCGAGUCCGACCAAUACGAGAGCAAAUUUCUUCUCGCUCGGUGGGUCAUGCAUUUGGAAGUCUCACACCGGGAGAAGAUUAAGAACGUUCAACUUACGCGGCCCUGGUCCUUCAUUCGUCGUUGCCUGGACAUUCCCAAUGAACUUAACGAUGCCCACUGUGAAUUCGGCAUGAUGGAUAUACCCCAUGCGAAGAUCGUACUCGGGUACGUCCGCGAUUCGCGGUGGGUCGACAGGUAUGAUUCUACCGGAUACAUUGGAGCAUGGAUGAGUGGUGAUUUGAGAAGACACCUUUGA
Molecule: messenger RNA, 585 nt
Organism: Ramularia collo-cygni
Lineage: Eukaryota; Fungi; Ascomycota; Dothideomycetes; Mycosphaerellales; Mycosphaerellaceae
Exons: 1
Coding region: 1-585 (194 amino acids)
Source: RefSeq, a predicted model, not a curated record